Messenger RNA from Coccomyxa subellipsoidea C-169, 3843 nucleotides. Its product is annotated as ARM repeat-containing protein. The transcript is spliced from 21 exons. Gene Ontology annotation, biological process: nuclear-transcribed mRNA catabolic process, nonsense-mediated decay. The record is from RefSeq and is a predicted model, not a curated record. Gene Ontology annotation, molecular function: protein binding; RNA binding. The coding region runs from base 199 to 3843 and encodes 1214 amino acids. Gene Ontology annotation, cellular component: exon-exon junction complex; cytoplasm. NCBI's taxonomy places the organism in Eukaryota, Viridiplantae, Chlorophyta, Trebouxiophyceae, Coccomyxaceae.
CACACGUACAUUUGUCAGCUGGUUCCCUUUCGCAGUCCUGCUCAAGCACUUUCCACACGUAAACUCUAGGGAGAGUGACACACCUGGUCCCUGGUUCAUCGGCAGUAAACGGAAUGCUUGCGCUCAGGAGCAAUCGUGGCACACCCUUUGGCGUGCGAGCAGCGCCGUUCAAGCUGCCGGUUGGCUCUGUGGGGCUUCAUGGCCUGCGCCCCUGCUUCCGCUACAAACUCCAACCUCCUGCUGCCGAGGGACGGCGUCCCGGUUACGGAUGCCGAUCAGGCGAAGGAGAGACACCUUUCCGGCUCUACUUUCUGGGACGCCUGGCCGUUCCCGGCGAUGUUCCUCUUCACUAUGCUGGCAAUUUACUCCUUGCGCUGGGACAAACAGGAGAGGCAGGGAUCAAGCCAUCACUGCCCACCGGAAGUUGCUGGAGGACUUACAGAUGUGGCCUCCACUGUGGCAGUGCGCUUGACCGCUGUGUUGGCUGACACAGCUAUGUUGGCUGUGUCGGACCGGGCAGCCACGAGCUCAUUCCAUGAGGAGGUUCAGAGGCUCCAGGAGAGUCGCCAGAUGCGUGACAGUAACCUGAAUGCUCUACCGCUGACAGAUGCAGACCUGCGCAAGCUGGACGCCAGUGUCAAGCGCAACACUGCCCUAAUCAAGCGGUUGCGCAGUGUGAGCGAGGAGUCCAAAGCUGGCCUGCUCGAGGAAAUCUCCCGGACCAACCAAUCAAAGUAUGUCAGCGAGGCAGUCACUGCCAUAUCUGAGGCCAAUGUGAAGACAAAGGACAUUGCGGCUGCAGUCGAGGUCAUCUCUCUGCUGCACCAGCGGUAUGCUGAGUUCAGUGGGGAACUCAUUGCCAAACUCUAUGAUGUCUUCAUUCCUGCCACGCGGGAUGCAGAGGACGAGAGGAGCAGCCUGGCACGGCGGCGCAGUGCGCUGCGGCUGCUGUGCGAGCUGCUGCUGGUGGGCGUGCACCACAACACGCUGCCGCUGGUGGCAGUCGCGCGGCGGCUGGCGGCCGCCGAGUUUGAGCGCGACCCGGCCGGCGCGCAGGCGGCGCUGUCGCUGCUGGCCGGCUUCGCCAAGUGGCACCGCGUGGAGUUCCUGGGGUUCCCCCGCCGGCCCCCCGCCGAGCUGCCGCCUGAAGCGUUACCCCAGGCGGACGGCGCGGAAGAGCCACAGGAGAUGAGGGAGGCGCGGUCCCAGCAGGCAGUGGAGCAGGCAGCCUACGAGGAGCAGGCGGCGAGCGCUUUCAUGCCUUCCAAGGACAGCCAGGAGCUCUUUAUGGCUGCGAUGACUCGCGCGUUCGACUGCGGCUGUGAGGCGCUGCUGCGAGACCACGCCGCGCUGGCCAGGACCGAGCACGACAACGAACGCGUGCUCAACAACAGGGGCGAGCUGCCAGAGGAAAUGGCGGCGGCGUAUGAGAAGCAGCACAAGAGCUUUGAGGCGCUCCAGCGGUCGCUGGCGUCCCUGGCAGAGUCCCUGGAACGGGACAUGCCUGCGCUGCCAGAAACCACCACGCGCUUCACCGGCGAGGGCAGCGUCUCUGUCAUCACCCGCCAGGAGGGUGAGGACUUCAGCACAGGGCCAUUUGAGGACGAGGAGACGAGGGCGCUGUAUGAGUCGCUGCCAGACAUCCGCGCACUGGUGCCGGCACUUCUGCUCGGCACCGCAGAAGCGCAGCAGACAGCGGAGGAGGAUGCUGCAGAACAACCAAUGGAAGUUGAGGCUUCAGGGGCUGAUCGAGCAGCUGAUGCCGGCGCAGCUGACACCCAAAAAGAGGCCGCCCAGGAAACCACACCAGCAGAGAGUAAGGGUGCGGAGGCGGCAGCACGGCCGGGGAGGGCAGAGGUGGAGGCAGUGGUGGCCUGCCUGCCCACGCUGUGCAGCCGAGAAGAGUGCGACGAGCUGGCCGUCAACUUCUGCUACGUCAACAGCAAGGGCGCCCGCAAACGCAUGGCGCGGGCGCUGUUUGAUGCGCCGGAGGGGGCGCCGCAUCUUCUGGGCUUCUACAGCCGCGUGGCCGCCUCCCUGGCGCAGGUCUUCCCUGAUAUGGCCGCCGCACUCCUGCGCUCCCUGGAGGAGGAGUUUGCCCUCCUGCAGGCGCGCAAGGACCCGACGCAGCGUUCGCUGGAGGCGCGGCUGCGAAAUGCGCGCUACCUGGCAGAGCUGACCAAGUUCCGCCUGGCUCCCUUCGGCACCUUCUUCUCGCUGCUCAAGCAGCUGCUGGACGACUUUGCAGGCCACAACGUCGACGCGGCCGCCGCGCUCGUCGAGACGGCCGGCCGCUUCCUGUACCGCCUGCCCGAGACGCAGACGCGCAUAGCCAACAUGCUGGAUGUGAUGAUGAAGCUGAAGAACAGCCGCAACCUGGACGCGCGGCAGAGCAUGCUGCUGGACAAUGCGUACUAUGCCGUGCGGCCACCUGAGCGCGUGGGCGCUCGCCGCAAGCGCCGGCCGCCCGUGCACGAAUACGCACGCCACCUCAUCCACGACCGCCUCGCCACCGAGCAAGUCAAGCCCGUGUUUCGGAAGCUGCGGCGGCUGGCAUGGGCGGAGAAUGAGGCGUAUGUGGUGCGCUGCAUGCUGGCGGCCGCCAAGGGGCGCUUUGAUGACCUGCCGCUUGUUGCCAGCCUGGCUGCCGGCCUCUCGCGUUACCACCCCUCCCUUGCCAUCGCCCUCCCAGACGCCCUGCUCGAGGAGGCAAAUACAAACCAAUGGUGGCUGCAGGUGCGCGUGGGGCUGGAGGCGGGGGAGGAGGGAACGUCGUAUCAGAAGCGCGUGGGCCACAUGCGGCUGCUGGGCGAGCUGUACAACUACCGCAUCAUUGACAGUCGCACCGUGUUCGACACCCUCUACACCCUGCUCGCGUUCGGCCAUGACUCUCCUGAGACCGCCGCUCUGCUCGACCCACCCACAUCCUACUUCCGGACGUGCGGCGGCUACUUCCACAAAGGCAGCGCUGCGCGCAAGCUGGACCGUUUCCUGGCCUACUUCCAGCGCUACAUCCUCGCCAAGCCCCCACUGCCCCUCGACAUUGACUUUGACGUCCAGGACCUGUUCGAGCAUGUGCGGCCGAAGAUGAAGCGCCACACAAGUUUCGAGGAGGCGUUUGAGGCGGUGGUGACCAUCGAGGCCGAGGAUGCGGCGGCGGCUGCGGCAGGAGUGCAGUCAGACAACUCAGACAGCGAUGACGGCGGCUCCAGACCAGGCCUCGGCAGCGAUGAUGAAGGUGGGAAGGAGGCGGAGGCGGCGGCGACUGAUCGCGAUGACAUGUCGGAGUCGGGGGUGUCCACAGCAGACGAGGACGAGGAGGUCCGGGUGCUCAAUGCAGGGCAGCUGCGGGAGGAGGAAUUGGACCCCGAUUUUGAACGUGAGCUGGCUGCCCUUGUCAGCGAGCACCAGGGGCCCGGUGCAGCAUUCAGUGCUGCCCAACCCCAGGCUGGGGAGACAGGGAGCAGCACAGCGACUGUCAGCAAUAGAGUGGACCCUGGCGGCACGGUUGCCUUUAAGGUGAUGCUGAGGAGAGGCGGCAAGGACGACAAGACGCGCUCCGUGCAGGUGCCUCUGAGCGCAGCCAUGGCGGUGCAGCUGCGCAGCAAGGCGGCCAGCGAAGAAACCGAGCGCGCGGAGAUCAAGCGCUUAGUACUGCGCGCGAAUCAGAACCUCGAUCUGGCUGGCCUCGCCAGCACGCCCCGGGGUGGCGCAGGCCGGCCGCCGGCUGUCGCCGCAAAAACCGGCGGUUAUUACUCCCGUGGCGGCGGAGCGGCUGGCGGCGCCGGGCGCGGCCGAGGCCGGCGGUAUAGCGCUCAGCACGGCAGGGAUACACAGACCUGA